AUGGUCGGGGUCACAGGCCAGGUUCAGCAGGUAGCAAGCAGCGUAGUACAGAGGGUCAGGCAGAGGGAUGGUCAGGGUCACAAGCCAGGGAUCAGAACAGGAGAAGUCAGCAGCAGUUCAGAUCAGGCAGGGUCAGCAAAGGAACAGAAACAGGAUGCAGGACAGAUACAGGGCCCAGGACAAACACAACACCAAGGCAGAGUCUGCAAGUCUGGCCAUCCCUUAAAUACACCAGUAUCAUCAGUUCCAGGUGUUAGCUGGCUGAAAGGUUGAGUCUCUGAUUGCUGGGAGCACCCGCUGGCCAGCCCUGGUACUGCAGAUCAAAAGGCAGGUGAGUCCCACCAUUGCUGGCCAGUCCAUUCCUGACAAAUACAUUAAGUCAAACCCAACCUAGCGGCCACUAAAAAGAAAUAAUGAAAGCAGA
Molecule: messenger RNA, 424 nt
Organism: Staurois parvus
Lineage: Eukaryota; Metazoa; Chordata; Amphibia; Anura; Ranidae
Source: the annotation of a GenBank genome assembly